This is a messenger RNA of Phyllopteryx taeniolatus (common seadragon), 3380 nucleotides long. Its product is annotated as 5,6-dihydroxyindole-2-carboxylic acid oxidase-like. The coding region runs from base 1048 to 2715 and encodes 555 amino acids. The transcript has 9 exons. Gene Ontology annotation, cellular component: melanosome. Gene Ontology annotation, molecular function: oxidoreductase activity. NCBI's taxonomy places the organism in Eukaryota, Metazoa, Chordata, Actinopteri, Syngnathiformes, Syngnathidae. The record is from RefSeq and is a predicted model, not a curated record. Gene Ontology annotation, biological process: melanosome organization; melanocyte differentiation.
CAAAGAGGGACCUCUAAGACUGUUCAGACUGCACAGAUUGCAGUGUCUUUGAAACUUCAACUGAAUGUAUACGAAUAUACGGAUACCGUUACAUCCUGCAUCAGCUUCUGUGAAGACGUGUGUGUACCAACAAAAAGACAUUUCGCACGUUCAGUAACAACAAGCGUUGGUUCACCACCAAACUUCGACAACUUCGCCUGGCAUUAGAGCCUAUCCCCGUACAAUUGGGCUAGAAACAGCCUGACAAAGGAAAUUAACAUUGCAAAGAGAAAUUAUGGAGAAAAGCUGAAGAACCAGUUUAAUGCAAAUGACUCUACGUCAGUCUGGCGUGGUCUACAAUUGCUAACUAACUACAAGCGAGCAUCCCCCCCAAGCGCCUGCACUUCAACGCAAACUUGCCAAACUUUGUUGAAGUUUGCAGACGACAUCACAGUCAACAGCCUCAUCAAAGACGGUGACGAGUCUGCGUACCAACAGGAAGUGGAGCGACUGGAGUUUUGGUGCGGCCAACGUAACCUGGAGCUGAACACGCUCGUGACUGUGGAAAUGAUCAUGGACUUCAGGAACCAUCCUUUGCCAAAGCUGCCCCUCAGGCAGCUCAACUGCCCUGUGUCAACCAUCGAGACCUUCAAGGUCCUGGGAAUUACAGUCGCUCAAGACCUGAAGUGGGAGACCAACAUCAAUUCCAUCCUGAAAAAGGCCCAGCAUAGAAUGUACUUCACGUAGCUUCUGAGGAAGCGCGGCCUGCCACAGGAGCUGUUGAAGCAGUUCCACACAGCAGUCAUUGAUUCAGUUCAUCAGGUGUUCAUCCAUCACAGUCUGGUUUGGUGCGGGUACAAAGAAGGACAAAAAUCCGACUGUAACGGACAGUCAGGAGUACCCCCCUACCCACUUUUGAGGACUUGCACGCUGCGAGAACUAGGACAAGUGCUUGCAAACUCUUCUUGGACCCUCCACACCCUGGUCAACACCCCGUCCAAGCUCCUUCUCUCAGGCAAAUGUGGCGGGUGUGCUUCAAAGGCAUUUUAAUGGGGCGGCUGUGUGAAGAUGCCAGCAGGCCAAUUACGGAUGUGGGCUACACUUCAGCACUUCCCUGAAUCUUGCUGCACAGAUACGCAGGCAACGAAGGAACGAAUGAGGAACACGAUGUGGCGGUGCUGCUGUUUCUCGGUUCUUCUGGGCUCGCUUCUGGUGGGGGCCCAGUUCCCCAGAGAGUGCGUGACCCCCGAGGGGCUCCGGAGCGGUCGCUGCUGCCCGUCCCCGCCGGGCCUCGACGGCGACCCUUGCGGUUCCGGCGCCGGCCGCGGCCUGUGCGCGUCCGUCUCGGCGGAUGCGCGCCCCCACGGCCCCCAGUACCCGCACGACGGGCGGGACGACCGAGAGCGCUGGCCGCUCCGGUUCUUCAACCAGACGUGCCGGUGUAGCGGCAACUUCGGCGGCUACAACUGCGGGAGAUGCAAACACGGCUGGGCCGGAGCCAACUGUGACCAGAGAGUGUCUGUAGUGAGGAGAAACGCGAUGCAGCUCAGCGCCGCCGGGAAGCUGGCCUUCGUCAACGCGCUGGACCGGGCCAAGCGCACGGUACACCCGGACCUGGUGAUCGCCACCUCGCGCCACGCAGAGAUCCUCGGGCCCGAUGGCAGCAGCCCGCGGUUCGAGAACAUCUCCAUCUACAACUACUUCGUGUGGAGCCAUUACUACUCCGUCAGCAAGACCUUCCUGGGCGCCGGCCAGCCCAGUUUCGGAGGGGUGGAUUUCUCCCACGAGGGUCCGGGCUUCGUCACCUGGCACCGGUACCACCUGCUCCAACUGGAGCGAGACAUGCAGGACAUGCUGCAGGAGCCCACGUUCGCCCUGCCCUACUGGAACUUCGCCAUCGGAGGCAGCACUUGCGACAUCUGCACCGACGACCUGAUGGGAGCCAGGAGCAGCUUCGACGCCGACUCGCUCAGCCCCAACUCCGUCUUCUCCCAGUGGAGGGUCGUCUGCGAGAGCGUGGCCGACUACGACACGCUGGGAACCGUCUGCAACAGCACGGAGACGUCGCCGAUAAGAAGGAACCCCGCGGGCAACGUCGACAGGCCCACGGUCCAGCGUCUCCCGGAGCCUCAAGAUGUUGCCGACUGUCUGCAAGUCAGCACUUUUGACACAGCGCCGUACUACUCCACAUCCUCAGAAAGCUUCAGAAACACCGUUGAAGGCUACAGCGCCCCCCAGGGGAACUACGACCCCGCAGUAAGGAGCCUCCACAACCUGGCCCAUCUGUUCCUGAACGGCACGGGGGGUCAGACCCACCUCUCGCCCAACGACCCCAUCUUUGUCUUGCUCCACACGUACACGGACGCCAUCUUCGACGAGUGGCUGCGGAGACAUAACCCAGAUUCGGCUGUGUAUCCUGAGCAAAAUGCACCCAUUGGUCACAACCGGGGCUACAACAUGGUUCCUUUCUGGCCUCCCGUGACCAACGCUGAGAUGUUCGUGACCGCCCCCGGAAACCUCGGCUACUCUUAUGAAGCCGAAUGGCCAGCUCAAGCUUUCACGCUGACCGAAAUGAUCACAAUGGGCAUCAUCGCCGCACUCCUGCUCGUCGCCGCCAUCUUCGUGGUCUCCACCUGUGCCGUGCGCUCCAGGUCCCGCAAGAUGGAGGCUCUGCAGCCGCUGCUCGGCGAUCGGUACCAGCGCUACGACGACGGCAAAAGCCAGUCGGUCGUCUGAGCGCGCCGCCACUCGGACCUUCGCCAUUUAUUGCUCGUAUUCUAUUAUUUUAUCUUUCAGACCAUUACAACGAGAAUAAUCGGACAUUGUCAGAACGCAGAAGGAUAAUUUAAGUUUAUGAUGACACACUACAGUACACCCAUGCAAAUGUGUGGCUAGGGUAGCCAAAAAUUACUCAAGUAACAGUAUUGUUACUUUAGAAUAACGUGACUCAAGUGAAACAAAUAAUUACUUGAGUCGUCAGUGAAAAAACUACUCAAGAACAGACUAAUUGGUGAGAAACCUAUCAUGUUUUUUUUUUUUUUUAGAUUAGCGCAAGAACUUUUACAUCGGCAAAUUCGCUAUUUUGUCAUGUUAAGUGUCUUAUCAUGAUAAAACAGCAACUAUCUUUUUUUUUUUUUUUUUUUUUUGCUUAGCAUGCUACUUCAAGACAAUAGCAAUGUAAGUCCAAAGAAAUUAAAUACAUAUAUGCCCAAUUUCCUACUAAUUAACAUGUAUUUUAUGUGUACCGCCAUGCAAUAUUUUUUUUUUUUUUGGGUCAAAAACUGUCGUAAAAUCAUUGUAAUUGCACCUUUCGGUCGACAGAGGGCGGCAUAGUCCUGCAAGUACGCCGGUACAGGACAGUUUAAGGAUGAGAUUUCAAUAAAAAAAAAAAACAGCAACAA